Messenger RNA from Phaedon cochleariae (mustard beetle), 1416 nucleotides. Lineage: Eukaryota; Metazoa; Arthropoda; Insecta; Coleoptera; Chrysomelidae. The record is from the annotation of a GenBank genome assembly.
ACAACUGACAAAACAAUUAUAACAUAACCUUACAACUUACAACAACCUGACUGACAACAACAAACAUAGGUUUGAUGUUUGAUUUUCACGUCUGCUAGAGGUAAAGCUAAAUAUGGAGAAAAAAUCUCGUGAGCUGUAAUAACUACGAUGUUCAUUGAAUGCUUUGGUUCUGACCUUCGUUCUAAUCAAUGAAGCAUUUCUGUGGUCAAACGAGUCAAAACCAAUUCGAUUUGUAAUCAGUGUCGUCUUGAGUAUGAAAAUAUGCCUUGAAAUAUUUUUCAAUACACUGUAUAAUGCAUUUGGGGAGGACUAUUCAUCUGAAUAGAAGUGGGGUAUGUGUGUUAGGGACUAUAAUACUCAUUUUUGUGAUGUACUCCAUAUCAUUCAGAGCACAGGCUGUGGAGAAAGAGACCAGGAAAUUGAAUCUCCAUGAAAUUCUCCAAGUAGCUAUCAGGGCUGCUGAGAAUGGUGGCAAAAUGGUAGUACAGUCCAAAGAUAAUUUGGAUGUAAGAUCCAAGGGCUUGACAAAGGAGGGACUAAUAGAUAGCAUAACAAAUGCAGAUGUUGCCUCACACUGUGCUAUGAUGCAGACAAUCAGUCAUUUCUAUCCAACACUUACAAUAAUUUCUGAAGAAGCCACUACUGUUUGUGGAAAUCAGUCCAUUUCAUAUUCAGCAAAGGUCUCCAUUCCAAGGAAUAUACCUGAUGAAUUUGUCCCUGAAGAAGAUUUAACAGUAUGGAUUGAUCCCUUAGAUGCAACAUUUGAGUAUACUGAAAAGUUGUAUGAAUAUGUCAGUACAAUGGUCUGUGUUGCUGUGAAAGGCAGACCAAUUAUUGGAAUUAUUCACAAACCUUUUGAUAAAACCACUUCUUGGGCAUGGGUAGGUAAAAUAAGGUCUAUAGACCUUGAGCUGGCAAUGAAUAAGAACACAUUUGAAAGUGAUUUCAAAGUGAUAGUAUCCAGAUCUCAUAAAGGAGAUAUUGAAAAAGUUCUGAAGGAAAACAUUCCAGAACCUAUCAAAAUUGUUACAGCUGCAGGUGCAGGCUUCAAAUCAUUAGAGGUUGCUACAGGAAAGGUAGAUGCCUAUUUACAUGUAACCAUGAUCAAGAAGUGGGAUAUUUGUGCAGGAAAUGCUAUAAUAAAUUCAGUUGGAGGAAAAAUGACAACCAAGCACAACAAGGAUAUUGAUUAUUCUGACAAGAUGCAUGUAGAAAAUCAUGAUGGACUCAUUGCAACAAUAAGAAAUCAUGGGAAGUUUUUAGGAAAAAUAUAAGAAUGUUGGGUUCUGAUUUGCAUGUCAGCUGAUAACUGAAUACUCAAUGAAAAUUCAUUCAGCUGGCAAUGUUUAAUUGUUAGGUGCAUUCAAUGUUUGUGUAUAAAUUGAAAUUUUAUUGAAAAUAUAUCUCUUGGAGCAA